Chanos chanos (milkfish) is the source of this 991-nucleotide messenger RNA. It is a transcript of the gene pdlim3a, whose product is annotated as PDZ and LIM domain 3a. The coding region runs from base 1 to 906 and encodes 301 amino acids. Gene Ontology annotation, cellular component: Z disc; adherens junction; stress fiber. Gene Ontology annotation, biological process: heart development; muscle structure development; actin cytoskeleton organization. The transcript has 8 exons. The record is from RefSeq and is a predicted model, not a curated record. Gene Ontology annotation, molecular function: muscle alpha-actinin binding; actin binding. Lineage: Eukaryota; Metazoa; Chordata; Actinopteri; Gonorynchiformes; Chanidae.
AUGCCAUUUAAUGUAGUCCUGGAUGGGCCUGCCCCAUGGGGUUUCCGCAUGACCGGGGGGAAGGACUUCAACACACCUUUGACCAUCUCCAAGAUUGCUCCUGGAAGUAAAUCGUCAAUGGUUAACCUUUGCCCCGGUGACGUCAUUUUGGCCAUCGAUGGCAUGUCCGCAGAGACUAUGCUGCACUGUGAGGCACAGAACAAAAUCAAGGAGGCGGGGUAUCGGCUCGUUCUAACCAUCGAGAGGUCAGAGACCAAACUUUGGUCUCCACAUGUCUAUGAGGAUGGCAAAAGCAACCCAUUCAAGUUCAACCUGCAGGCUGAGAAGCAGGAGUAUAGACCAAUUGGUACCGCCCACAAUCGCAAAGCUCAGCCCUUCGUGGCGGCCGCUAACAUCGACGACAGACGACAGGUAGUCAGCGCCGCCUACAACUCGCCCAUCGGCCUCUACUCAUCAGGGAACAUCCAGGACGCCCUGCAUGGCCAGCUACGCGGCCUGGUGCAGGAGAAGCCAGGGAGUCCUAGGACCCUCACCUCCAUCGAGGAGUCAGACGUGUACCGCAUGCUACAGGACCAGGAGGACGAGGGUCCGCAGGAGCCCCGCCAGUCUGGCUCCUUCAAAGCCUUACAGAACUUUAUCAACACUGAGGGUGAUGAUCUUCCGGUCACGCGGACGGUGAAAGCUCCGACCACAAAGCCCACUCCUCCUGCAGGGAACUUACAGAGACUGCCCAUAUGUGACAAGUGUGGGAACGGAAUAGUGGGAACUGUAGUGAAGGUUCGGGAGAAGCACCUCCAUCCCGGCUGUUUCGUCUGCGCGGACUGUGACGUCAACCUGAAACAGAAGGGCUAUUACAUUGUGGAGGGGGAGCUGUACUGUGAGGUGCACGCUCGUGCCCGAACGUGACCCCGUGAGAGCAUCGUGACCCCGUCACGGCUUUUCCAUCAGCCUAGGGGUUAGACACACGUGCACACAAACACAUACAUGCACA